Molecule: messenger RNA, 927 nt
Organism: Plasmopara halstedii
Lineage: Eukaryota; Oomycota; Peronosporomycetes; Peronosporales; Peronosporaceae
Exons: 1
Coding region: 27-251 (74 amino acids)
Source: RefSeq, a predicted model, not a curated record
AUGGUUUCUUGAGAUUUGAUUAGCUGAUGAGAUGGAAAAAUGAAAAGUGGGUUGAUGACGAGCUUUCAAGACCGACGAGUAGAGCAGCUUUUAAUAUCGCCCCUGUGAGUUAUCUACUCCAUACUACAGCAAGAGAUGACAUUCCGUCUGGCGCGGAGUUUGUGGUCUCUAGCACUGAUGCCACGUCAUGUGGUAUUCCAUGUCUGGCGUUUACAACAGCUGCAUUUAUUGACGGAAGAGAGAUACGAUAAAGUACGCAGGCGUUUCACGAAGGGACUAACAACUAUUUUAGACGUUGAAGGCUGAAAAGAAGAUUUGAAUUUCAAUCCCUUUCGUUUGUACAUUUUGUCAAGUACUAUGCUAUCAUUUCAGUCAAAUAUGGAAGGCAUCAAGACCAGCUGACAAAUGUGCAGCGUGACAACGUUUGACAUUGAGCUCGCAUUUUCUCGCACAAUCACUGUCGUUACAUUGCGAGAAAUUAGUCUUACACUAUCAUAAUCUUUAGCGGUCCAAAAUUCAUCACAAGACUUUCCAUAACAACACCUGCUUUGUAUUUUGUGGCGACCAAGCCGAAGCUAGUUUGUACCUUAGUGUUGGAGUACCUUGCCAAGGGACGUUUUUCUUUGAACCUUGUAAUUGAUCUCGACAUUAACAUAAUUUCGUCACUCUAUUACUGAAACUAGCAGUUCUCAUUUGCAUUAUGCGUAUUACUACUCUGUUAUUCAAAGUGCUGCACAAACUUUUUAAAACUAAUAAAUUAAUCAUGUAAAAAUGUGACAUUCUAAGCAAAAUCGAGAAUAAUACAAUUAUAGAGAAAACAGAAAUGUGACAGUCGUUUCACCCUUGUCAUUGACGACUAUCACCAUUUACUGAUAAUGAAGAACAAAUCAUCUGCGCAAAGUGCAUGUCUUCAACCUGCAUGGUCUU